Messenger RNA from Ficedula albicollis (Collared flycatcher), 597 nucleotides. RefSeq names its product nuclear factor 1 X-type-like. The record is from RefSeq and is a predicted model, not a curated record. The transcript is spliced from 2 exons. NCBI's taxonomy places the organism in Eukaryota, Metazoa, Chordata, Aves, Passeriformes, Muscicapidae. Gene Ontology annotation, cellular component: nucleus. The annotation marks the transcript as partial. Gene Ontology annotation, biological process: regulation of transcription by RNA polymerase II. Gene Ontology annotation, molecular function: RNA polymerase II cis-regulatory region sequence-specific DNA binding; DNA-binding transcription factor activity, RNA polymerase II-specific.
GUGGCUCUGUCCCCGCUGGCCCCACGGCCGCCACCCCCAGCCCGUGUCUGUGCCCUCCCUCCCGCGCAGGAUGAGUUCCACCCCUUCAUCGAGGCGCUGCUGCCCCACGUCCGGGCCUUCUCCUACACCUGGUUCAACCUCCAGGCCCGCAAGCGCAAGUACUUCAAGAAGCACGAGAAGCGGAUGUCCAAGGAGGAGGAGCGCGCCGUCAAGGACGAGCUGCUGGGCGAGAAGCCGGAGGUGAAGCAGAAAUGGGCGUCGCGCCUCCUGGCCAAGCUGCGCAAGGACAUCCGGCCCGAGUGCCGCGAGGACUUCGUGCUGUCCGUCACCGGCAAGAAGGCGCCGUGCUGCGUGCUGUCCAACCCCGACCAGAAGGGCAAGAUCCGCCGCAUCGACUGCCUGCGCCAGGCCGACAAGGUGUGGCGGCUGGACCUGGUGAUGGUGAUCCUGUUCAAGGGCGUGCCGCUGGAGAGCACCGACGGCGAGCGCCUGGCCAAGGCGCCGCAGUGCGCCAGCCCCGGCCUGUGCGUGCAGCCCCACCACAUCGGCGUCACCAUCAAGGAGCUCGACCUCUACCUGGCCUACUUCGUGCACGCG